Molecule: messenger RNA, 858 nt
Organism: Penicillium nucicola
Lineage: Eukaryota; Fungi; Ascomycota; Eurotiomycetes; Eurotiales; Aspergillaceae
Gene: cbfA
Exons: 3
Coding region: 1-858 (285 amino acids)
Biological process (GO): leading strand elongation; heterochromatin formation; DNA damage response
Cellular component (GO): CHRAC; epsilon DNA polymerase complex
Molecular function (GO): chromatin DNA binding; protein heterodimerization activity
Source: RefSeq, a predicted model, not a curated record
AUGCCACCACGGAAAUCGACCUCCUCAGUGACGCCAGCCGACCCAGAUGACUCCCUUCUCCAGUCACCGCCAGCACAGCAAACAGAUAAACCCAUCUUCGCGACGGAGCAGCAGUUGAAGGCGCGGGCGGAGGCUGGUGUCAGCGUUGAGGAUUACCUCCUCCCACGAUCAUUGACAAUCCGUCUCGCAAAGGCCGUCCUCCCGCCCAACACGACCAUCCAGAAAGAUGCCGUACUAGCAAUGCAAAAGGCGGCAACGGUCUUUGUUUCGUAUCUGUCCUCACACGCCAACGACGCAACCCUCAAGCGAACGAUCGCCCCGUCAGAUGUCUUCAACGCCCUCUCGGAGCUAGAACUCGAUUCCUUCCGCGGCCGUCUCGAGCAGGAAUUAGAAGCCUACACUGAUAUCAAAGCUGGCAAACGCAAGCCUAAGAAGACUGAGAAUGGCGCUGUACCGGGUAGCGAAGCUGAUGUCUCUGGGAUUGCCGUUGGCGAUGGUGAUGGUGAUGGCGAUGUGGAGAUGACUGAUAACCCCGCUAAGAGGAUGAAGCGUGAUGAGGAAGGGGGUGCUGCACCUGGAGUUGACGCGGGUGCUGGUACUGGCGCAGAUGCAGGGGACGAGACGCAGGAGGAGGAGCUUGAAGAGGAAGAUGAAGAGGACGAGGAAGAUGAGGAGGAGGAAGAGGAGGAAGGGGAGGGCGAGGCGCGUCCUAGGCCCGAGGAUGAUCUUGAGGUUGUUGAGGAUCUUGAUCGUGAGCCUGGAGCUAGGAAGGGGCCUUUUGACCCUGACGCCGAGGAUACGGAUGAGGACGAGGAUGGACCUGGUAGUCAGUUGCGGGAUAAUCUUGGGCUUGGCUAA